This is a messenger RNA of Drosophila biarmipes, 810 nucleotides long. RefSeq names its product C-type lectin 37Db. The record is from RefSeq and is a predicted model, not a curated record. Lineage: Eukaryota; Metazoa; Arthropoda; Insecta; Diptera; Drosophilidae. The transcript has 2 exons. Gene Ontology annotation, molecular function: carbohydrate binding. Gene Ontology annotation, biological process: biological process involved in interspecies interaction between organisms. Gene Ontology annotation, cellular component: external side of plasma membrane. The coding region runs from base 246 to 698 and encodes 150 amino acids.
AACACACAUAUACUUAGGGUUUUAAGUUGAAAAGCUUGUUUAAAUGUUUUACUAAUAAUACCAAUUGCUUGAUCAAUUUUCAAUCUGACCAAGUGCGAGCUAAUAGGGGUAUUCCCCAAGAUUUGUAAAAAUUAUCAGUCUUAUAUUGUAAGCAUAUCAUCAAAAGGUUUUAUCAGCAAUUGUUAUCUGUUCAACUCGAGCCAUUCCGAUUUCUUUAUUAGUUGCGAUUUGAAACUUGAGGAAAGAUGUUGGGUGCACUUCUGUCGUGUCUUUUUUUGUGGAAUGCCCUACUUUUGGAGGCCUUUCCUUUGGAUCGACAGAGUAUUCUUUCGGUUGGUGGAAAGGAUUACUUCAUUUCCUUGGAGAAAUAUAACUGGUUCGAAGCGACCAACCGAUGCCGUCAGAAGGGUGGAUUCCUGCUGAACCUGGAGAGUCAGGAGGAACUGGAACUGCUCAGCCCUUUCCUCCACCCAGCCUACAGCUACUGGCUAUCCCUCAAUGAUCUUGGAGUUCGGGGCGUAUACGUGUCGGAGGCCACUGGUCACGAGGCUCCUUUUCUCAAUUGGUCUGCUGGACAGCCGGACAACAGCGAUGGCGACGAUCGGUGUGUGGAGCUCUGGCCAUCGACUAGGUCCCAGUUCCGGAUGAACGACCUGUCCUGCAGAAUGCCAGUCGCCUUCGUUUGCCAGUUAAACUAGAAUCGGUACUUACGAUUUCCCUGGUACGAAUUGGUUGUCUUCCUUUUUUAUGUCAUUUUUAACGGAGCUACCAAGUGCAGCUAUUAAAAGUAUUUGGCUUUUAUUGAUAGUA